Daldinia decipiens is the source of this 1865-nucleotide messenger RNA. RefSeq lists its product as uncharacterized. The record is from RefSeq and is a predicted model, not a curated record. The transcript has 2 exons. Lineage: Eukaryota; Fungi; Ascomycota; Sordariomycetes; Xylariales; Hypoxylaceae. Bases 414 to 1133 code for a protein of 239 amino acids.
GUAUGUAUAACUGGCUACUCCUUGCCUCGGUCCAGUAUCCAUCAAUAAAACCCCAAUUAAGCCUCAUUAAGUAGACGUGAAAUCUCGGGGGUAUUGAAUAAUUAGGUAUGCUUCCUGUACCAUGCAAAUGCUAAGUCCCUAGUAGAACCGUUAUUCCUAUACCGCCGCAGUGAGCGUGAGAAUGAGUAAACCUGUCCGCGCGCUGUUUCAUUGACGACCUUCUGGUAUCAUUCCAUGUUGCUAAACACGUAGUUAUUAAGGCAAUAUGAUGCUGCGGCCGAGAAAUCUAAUUGGCCUGAAGGAUGGAUGCGAAUCGAAUAUUUAUAAGGGCUUUUUUCCUUUUUGAAUAUUACGUUAAAUAUUAAGUAUAUCUCUGAGUGUAUCAGAGGAAGAAUAAUAAUAUAAGAGCGAGGAUGGAAUUAGACAUAGCUCCGCCGUUUAAAACGGCGGGCGCCCCAGCUGUGGAAACUGGAUUCGGCGCUGUUGUACUACCCGGUACUGUAGCAGGCGAUGUUACCGUGGGCGUUGCCGUAGACGCGAUGCUGCUACUCGCUGAUGAAGUAGGAGCAGGUGCUGGGGUCGAGUUAGAUUCUCCAUUGCUGCUGCCGGUGUUUGUUGUACUCGACGUCUCAGUAGAGGUGCUAGCUCUCGAAGACGAGGAGGUACCAAUUUCUGAAGAGCUGAGAGAAGAGAAAGUGCUCUCCGAAAAGCCAGAAGAUAUGCUUCCCGAAGAACCAGAAGAAGAUAUACCUUCCGUUGGACUAGAAGUAGAAGAAGCUGUGCUCUUGGAAGAGCUGAUAGGAACAGUUGUUUCUGAAGAGCUAGAAAAAGAAGAAGAGCUCCCAAAGGAGCUAGAAGUAGAAGAAGAAGAAGACGUGCCUUCUAAAGAGCUAGAUGAAGACGUACUCUCGGGUAUAGAAGAUGAGCGUUCAGAUGUAGAAGACGAGCUUUCUGGCGUAGAAGACGAUGUGGCCGAGAAAGUUGGUGUAUUUGAAACUACACCAGUCGAGGUAUUCGGCGCAGCUCCACUACCUGUAGACCCCCCAGGAGUGCUUGUGACCUCUCCCUCAGGGGCACUUUGGCUCGAAGAGACGGGAAUAGCGUCGAGUGUAUCACAGAAAUUGAGCCAUUGACUCAUUCGAUCGUCUGGGUAGUUCUUGGUACCGGCUUGCCACGUUCCCCCGUUAUUUACAAUGCAGGUCUGGCAGACUCGGCGGUACUGCAUGAAUACGGAGCCAGUGUUGCAAAGUUGGGGUAUCUUUCCAACACUCUGGGCCUCCAAAACAGCGUUAUUGCAAGUGGAAUAACAAGCUGAUGGUAACGAUUGGUCGCGUUUAUUAAAAGGUAGGAAUUUCCUCACUAUCGCCGUUGGAUAGCCCGGCUCUAGUGUGCUCGAGGGCGGAUAUGCCGUAAUAGUCGCUUGUGAUUCAUAGUUGCCUGUAGAGGUCCAGGUAGUGAUAGUCUUACCCGAGAUGGUUUCGGUGAGCGGCUCGGGCUUGGGAGGGACAAAUAUAUCAUAGCUUAACCCGAAGGCUGGCGGUGCAAGGUUAAAGUAGCCUUCCGUAGGAGGGAAGUACCCUGUUUCGUUGUCGCACCACCGGGCAGUAGCAUAAACUGGUGCUGGUAUACAAUAGACCUGACUCUCACAGACGUAUUUUUGAUCCGGAAGAUCAGGCCAGAUACUGCACCCGAGUGGCUUUGGAGGAGAACAGAGAGUUCCAGGCGGGCAUCCCCAAGUCAAGUCGGAUGAGGCGUUAUAAGCAGGUACGUUGAAGGCCGGAGAAUUCGUCGCCGCGGGACAGACGGACGAAGUGACGGUGGUCGGUGGUGCUGUAGUGGUAAUAUACUCCGGUACUAUAGUGGUA